Messenger RNA from Sitophilus oryzae (rice weevil), 3182 nucleotides. RefSeq names its product protein MMS22-like. Gene Ontology annotation, cellular component: nuclear replication fork. NCBI's taxonomy places the organism in Eukaryota, Metazoa, Arthropoda, Insecta, Coleoptera, Curculionidae. The transcript is spliced from 2 exons. Gene Ontology annotation, biological process: double-strand break repair via homologous recombination; replication fork processing. The coding region runs from base 92 to 3097 and encodes 1001 amino acids. The record is from RefSeq and is a predicted model, not a curated record.
CCUAUCUUCUUUAUUUAUAUUGGACGCGGCAAACCAUUUAAAUUUUGUAGAAAAUUCUUUAAUCCCGAAUCCCGAAUUACAAAUUGAUACAAUGUCCAGUAUAUGCCUGUUUGAAACUUGUUCCAAAAAUCCAGAAGAACUUACUCGGCAUUUUCACUAUAUUUACACCGGUUUAACGCCCCCCGAACUCGAAACAAAUACUUAUUUGUUAAUAGGCCUACAACAGUAUCACAAGAUUUACCUUUUGGAAGAUAUUACGGACAUAAUCAGCUCUAUUCGUUCAAGGUGGCACUGCAUACAAGGAGUUGUUUUAAACGAUAACAUUGUAACCAUUGAUGUCUUAUCGCAAAGGGAGUUUAUUAACGAAGCCUUCAAAGCGAUUAUAUACUCUCUUUUACUCUGCGAUAAUGGUAAUAGAGAUAAAUAUGUUGAGAGGAUUAUAAAAGACUUGAAAAUACUAUUCAACAGUAUCGUUCCUGUUUCAAAACUGAGUCAACCGAUUCUUGGUAAAAUUACUUCAUCGACCGGUGGUUUAAAUUGUCCUUUCUACCAAUAUCUACAUUCUUUUCUAGAGAUGCUUUACUAUAUCACUUUACUGCAUUAUUUAUGCGGAGUAACUGUGGAGAAUACAGAGGUAUUUUUGGAGAGUGUGAUAAAGAAUUUGUCAGUUAUUGUGAAAAGCACCUUUAACAGAACUAAUUAUUUAACAACUAUUAAUAUGUGUGAAUGUGUAAAAUUAUUUACACUAACCGUUCAAUUAAUUGCUGAAAAGAUGGACGUUACAGGCUCAAUAUUUUGGAGGGUGUUUAACAAAGUGCUUGAAACCGAACCUCCACUUUUUGCUUUGUAUUUUUUAAAGCAAGUCUCGUUAAUUCAGUGUUAUAAUUCUAAAUUCGAAGAUAUUGGUUACAAAUCCGAUAGAAUAAAGCCCAACUAUACGUUUCUGGAAUUUAAAAUUAAAGAAUUAUUACUAGACACUGACUGUGAUACCUUAGCUUGUGGUUUAAAUAUUAUUGAACCUUUAUUGUGCCGAUUAUGGCUGAAGGAAGGAAAGAUCGAGAUAUUUCAAAUCAUUUGGGAUUUCUACAGUAAAAGACUGAACAUAUCGAACAAGAGCUCGUGCAAUAUUUCACCGGUUCAUUUAGUGGAGAUCUUGGAUUCGAUUUUGUACGCGCCAAAAGAUUGCAAGGAAGAUUUUGAAAUAUUUCUGGGUUUGCUGGUUUACCAUUUGAACGAAUACCCUGUUCAGUGGACGAAAAUGAGGGGAAGAAUAUAUUCUCAGUUGGGGCCGAACAAAGUGAAGGACCUCUCCGAAAUCGGUAUAAGACAUGUGGCAUUGUUAUACUUGGCUUUGAGUAGUAUCAGUUUUGAAGAGCUUGAAAAGAAAAUGUUGGCGUUUUUGGAGAAUUUGCCACCGGAAAAGAAGUUUUCCUUGGUUGUUUGGAACAUUCAUUGUGCUAUAAUUUUGAAAUACGUUCGAGACGGGCGAUCGAUUGAAAAAAUAUCCCCCACGAUGGUAUCCAUGUUGCAAGAGGCGUCAAACAACCAGAAGACCUUUCAUUUGAUAAAGGAGUUCUUGAAGAAUAUGGAAGCGAUCAUCCAGAACAGCUCAAAUAUGAACCUCGGUCAAAACUUCUUAAUCGGCUCCUGGCUGGGAAAGUACCAAUCCGUUUGCUAUCUGGCCGACCUAAAUAAAUCCCUGGACGUUGUCUUAUCGAUGCUGGAAAAAUGCGGCGACGCCGACUGUUGGCCGCUCUAUGAAAACAACUUUAAAGAGCACGUGUACGAUAAUCUGAAACAACUGAGUACCACCCAUAACCCACCGGGAAUUAUCGGGAAAAUCGCCGCCAAAGUCGCGCUGCUUAAUCCGAGCCUUACCACCGAUUCGUUCAAUUUCUUCAGUACCGAAACGGUACCGCCGAAAAUCUGUUCAAACUUUCUGGAAAUUAUUCUGGACAGUUAUCCGGACCAUUUUAUUUUAACGCCGUUACAGGAAAACCAGAUCGUGCAAAGCUGGGCGAGAAUUUGUUUUUUAAGUGCUGUACCUCAAAUAGAGUUAUCUAAGAGAGUACUUAAACUCGACGUGUUCCCUGCUGAAAUGAAGUGUCACCUAAAUAACGCCCAAGACCCCAUGGAAGCUUUCAUAAACUACUUAGGUUCUCACUCAAAACAAUCAUAUGAACAAACUAGUGAAUUACUGACUUUAUGCGGGUUUGCGCUGAAUAAUUUAGACAAAUUACUGGCUCAGUACGUUCAGAAACCAGAAAGCGAAGAUAUUACUUUGAAUAUUUACCGAUACGCAUCGUUAACGUUCCUCAAUUGCAGUAAUUUGAUUUAUAACAGAAACAAACCGGUAACAAUCUUAACGAAACUGGUAGAAGUCUUGUUGUUGCCCAUGGAUUUUAUGACGGGUAAAAAAAUUCCCCACCCGUUCGUUCUGAACGGUAUUAAACACACUUGGACGGUAUUUUUCAAGGCUUUUAUAAAUAUAAGCAGCAAUAACGAUCCAUAUAUCGACAGGUUAUUGAAGGACAUGGUCGUGAAGUAUAUGCCCUAUUUCGCAACGUCGGAUUCACCGAUAGUGAACAGCUUAAAAGAACCGGAUUGCGCUACUGUGAUUUUGGAGAAACUGUAUUUGGCUUAUUUCAAACCUUCCACCAAAGAAUCGGACGCGAAUGUUAUCAAAGCUCUGAAAAUUAUAGCGGAUCUAAUCAAUAACAACGACCUAUCCCUUCUACGAGUUAUGGUUAAGAAAGUUCUGCCCGGUUUGUUCGAAGUGGUAAUUUUCCACUCGCAAAGAAGCGUGGCGUUGGGGGUGAUUAAAAACCUAACUUCCAGCCCGUUGUUUUUGCACGUGCGCGAAGUGUUUAAACAGGCAAUUCUGGCGAUUUCCGAUAAGAAUGUGGGGUUGAAUACGAUCAAUUACUUCCAGUUGGUGACGACCCUGGCUAAAUUCGCGCCCGGAGAGGUGAAGGAAAUUAUAGAAAGCAUUAAAAUUCAGGUGGUGAAUGUGGAAAGGCUAAGGGGCGUGGGGUUCGAUAAAACCCUAAGGACUCAUUUGGAGAGGCUGGAAAAUGUGCUAAAAAAUAACACAUGAUGUUGUUUGUUAUAGAUAUUAGAUUUGUUCUAGAUAUUUUAUACAUAAUAUAUUUUUUGUACUAUUUAAAUAAAAAAAAAAGUUU